AUGCUAUUCAAUUUAGUUAAUUAUUAUUUAGUUGUGGGCUUUUAUACGAUAGGAGUGUUCGUUGCAUCUUGUGCAUUUAAAUUGUUUUUCUACGCGGCAUAUUUUAAUGAUCUAAGCAAAGUACCCUCUGAGUAUGAUUAUAUCAUCAUUGGAAGCGGAACAGCUGGUUCCUGGAUCUCGAGCCGUAUUCCUUCCGCGGAUGUGCUUGUCGUGGAAGCUGGCCCCAAGUGGAACGGGUUGAUGGAUGUGCCACUAUUUUUACCGUUAGCACACGGAACACCGUACGAUUGGCAGUAUGUAACAGAACCACAGACACACUCCUGCUGGGCUCUGAACGAGAAUCGUAGCCGAUGGCCAAUGGGUAAAACGGUCGGUGGCACCCACAUGCUUAACAACAUGGUUCACUACAAGCCGAAAAGGAAGGACUUUACCGAUUGGUUUGAACGAGCCCAGGAUUUGGACCGCUUUUUGGAUUUUUUCGACCACGAUCUGUGGACAAAUGUGGAGCGUGGGUUUACCACCGAACUGGGAAGCGUUUUUAUUACCGCCGCGAAAAGUCUCGGGUUUGGUGAUGAUGAAUUUUUUCAACCAUUUCUUACGACGCGAAACGGCAGACGAUGGACAACGGCACACGAAUACGAACAUUCCGCCAAUCGGAAAGGGCACACAAGAAUGACAAAUAGCUUGGUGGAAAAAAUAAUAACCCAAGAAGGAAUCGCUAAAAGUUUGCUCGUUUCUCGUGCAGGAGGAGCAAAGUUUCUUGUAAGCGCACGAAAAGGGAUCAUUUUGACUGCGGGAACAAUUGGAUCGGCUAAACUGUUGCUACACAGUGGCAUUGGGCCACGGGAGGAGUUGGAAAGUCUAGGAAUUGAAACAAUUGUCAAUCUGCCACAGGUUGGUAAAAACCUACAAGAUCACAUAGGAACCGGAUCGGAGUUGCUUUUAAUAAGCAACUCGCUCAAUCUACAUCCAUUUGAUCUUGUGCAUCCGGCGAAUGUACUUAACUACUUCACCGGCAAUCAUCACCAAUCGUCACUUUCGUUCGGUGGCUGUGAAGCGGUCGGAUUUGUAUCGCUCGACGGUAGUAGUAAUUAUACGAGCGAUUUACAAUUUAUGGUACUUCCGGCCGGUCUUAGUUCCGAUGGUGGUGUACACUUACGGAAAAUUCUAAACCUAAAAGAUUCCGUGUGGAACGAUUAUUAUGAACCGUUGCUGCGAAUGGGACAGCCAGCCGUUACGGUUUUACCAAUACUACUGCAUCCAAAGAGCAAAGGACAAAUCGCAUUAAAAAGCACGAAUGUUUGCGACGCACCAGUUAUCGAUCCAAAUUAUCUUGCAUCAAAAGAUGAUGUCAUCGUUCUCAUCAAAGGAAUUCGUUUGCUGCAAAAAAUCACCCAGCAACCGUCGGCGAGAAAAGUAGGCCUAGAGUUUAAUCCAAAACCAUUCCCCGGUUGCUCGAUGCUACCGUUCGACAGUGAUUCCUACUGGGAGUGUUACGUUCGUUCCGUAACGCACACAAUUUAUCAUCCGGUCGGUACGUGCCGUAUGGGGCGGUCCGGUGUGGAUUCGGUUGUUUCAUCCGUCGACCUUCGAGUGCACGGUGUGCGCAAUUUGUUCGUAGCGGAUGCGUCCGUUAUGCCGAGCCUUCCGAGCGGAAAUCCUAACUCGGUAGCAAUGGCCAUCGGCGAGUAUUUUGUACGAUCGAAUUUUCCAUCCAAAGUAACAACGGGAAAAUAA
Molecule: messenger RNA, 1737 nt
Organism: Anopheles maculipalpis
Lineage: Eukaryota; Metazoa; Arthropoda; Insecta; Diptera; Culicidae
Product: glucose dehydrogenase [FAD, quinone]-like
Exons: 2
Coding region: 1-1737 (578 amino acids)
Molecular function (GO): flavin adenine dinucleotide binding; ecdysone oxidase activity
Source: RefSeq, a predicted model, not a curated record